AUGCGAAAAAGUUCUCUGAGCAAUUUCGCAACUCAGAAUCUUUUUCAAUUUCCUUCUGUUGAUUUUGAAAACAUAAACGAAAGUGCCAUCAAAAGCAGCACUUCUUCCAUCCAUACAAGACCUUACGAGCAUGUAUCAAUAAAUCAACAAUCAGAAAACAGUCCUGUUUCCGAACCCAAGACGAUUUCUCGAUCUUCCAAUCCUGACUCUUGCAAGAAUAUACUUACCAAUGAAAACCAGCAAAUUGGGAACGAGCCCUCAGAGGAGUCCUUUUCCUUGGGUCUUGAAUAUAUAAGUGAGAUAUAUACUUCUAUGAAGCAUUCGGGUGCUUCAAAAAUAUUGCCUCCUCUGGGCUGGUCAUGCCCUUUAACUCCUUCCGCUCGUUCCAUACUGUCUCCUAUUUUUCACAAAGAGACAUCCUCUACAUUUUCAUUGUCUGAUGAAAAGCGGAUUGCUGAUCGAUCUGAUUCGGUAAUUCUUUCGUUUAUUUUCGUUCUAGGGAAGCAAGUUGAUCUUCUGCAACUCAAGCAAUGGCUGCACUUCUCGAAAAAGCUCGAUAUGUCCGAAUAUGAGUUUUGGUCUCAAGCGGCUCAAUUUUAUAAGCUGGAUGUUAAUAGCUUGAAAACUGCCUAUUCUACUUAUGAGUCUUGUGAAUCCCAAAGUACAAAUAAUGGCGGAGGCUUUUCUAGCUCACCAAUUACUCGUCCUGCGAAACGAGCACGUCGUCAGUUGCAUGGCCCAAAGUGCAAGGUCUGUGACCAGGAAGGCUCUGCAUUCGUCACUUGUUGGAUCUGUCAAUCAAGCUAUCAUUACUCGUGUGUAGAAGCUCCUUUUGCCCCUAUUACUGAUAUCCACUAUUUCACUUGUAACAGUUGUAUUCCCGACAAUCUUAAAAUUUCCUGGAAAGAUGUCGAUUAUCAUUGCAUUUCUUCAUUCCUUGAUUCCAACGCCCAAUUGGAAUCCUCUCUUUCGUCUGCUAUUUCUUCGUUUCAUGACGAUUUUUCUCCGUCGUACUUUAAUAAUUUAAACCAUUCUUUCCCUUCAUCAACAUCGCAAAAUCCUGAACGCAAAACUCGCUCAUCUUCAAAGGUUAACGAAGACUCGUCCGCAUCCUUCCCAUACGCUUUACUUAAUGCUGAAUCACAUUAUACAUAUCUCUCCCGUUUGUCUCCUCUGGAACAAUACUUUUGGUCUUCUUCUUUUUACCUAAAAUCUUCAAAGUCUGAAAUAUCCGAACAGCCCCUUAUUGGUUUUAGCCAAAACAAAACUGCUUUUCCAACCAAUCGACAGAGUCCUUACUAUAAUGAUCCCUGGAACCUUCCUUUUUUACAAUUUGCAAAAUUGUCUCCUUUGAAAUUCACUCCUCCUGAAAUUCUUACUCCUACCUUACAUUUUGGACAAAUGUUGAGCUGUCCUGGAUGGCGAAAAAAUACUAUGGCUUUAUUUGGUUUACAUUAUCAUCAUUUAGGAUCUCCGAAGACCUGGUAUGUUAUUCCUGCUGAAGAGACUGCAAAAUAUGAGAAACUUUUGUCAGAACUUCUACCUCCAUCAUUAAAGCAACGACCGGAGACAAUAAAAAAUUCUUCGAUUGUUCUUCCUCUUCAAGUUAUACUUGCUAAUGGGAUAAGCGUGAAUACAUUUUUGCAAUAUCCUAAUGAAUUUGUUAUCACGUUUCCCGAUACUUAUUAUACAUGUUUGGAUCAUGGGUUUAAUAUUUCUGAAUCUAUUCCUUUCGCCGUAAAAGAGUGGAUUACUGAUAAAUAUGCUCAACGAUCAUUUCAAACUUACAACGAAUUAUGCAUACCUACACCAUUUUCUUAUGACCACAUAUUAUUAGCAAAUGCUACGGUGGAUAAAACGGUCCAUUCAGCUUGUUGGCUUAUGACAUGCUUGAAGGAACGAAUAGACAACGAAUUAAAAGUACGGAAUGAGUUUCGAAAAAAGAAUGCUUCCCUUCCUUGGGUUUCCAUCCCUUUAGAAUCAUCAGUUAUGGCCUGCAGUCAUUGUAAAACGUUUGCUUACUUGGCCGCUGUCGGGAUCAAUAAAUCGACUCAAGUUUUCUGUUUGCUACACGCUAGUCAAAACUUGAAUAUGAAAGAUAAUGAUUUAACAGUCAGCGUCCGAUACAACGAUGAAGCUUUACUUGAUGCUUAUGAUACUGUUUUCAGUCGUGCCAAAAAAGCUGAUAUAUGGUUAGAAAAAUACCGCGGUGCUUUCUCUAAUUCUCGUCCUACUUUGAAGGUUCUUAAAGCUUUGUACUAUGAAGCGGAUACUCUGUCUUGUCCUAUAAAAGAAGUCGAUGAAGUUCGUUCAUUCGUCCAAAUGGGCCAAAAUUGGUUGGAAAAGGCUUCUGUCGUUCUAAAAAGAAAGGCUCCUGUAAAAAAGGACAAGAGAAAGAUAAAAAAGAGUGCUAAUGAAAGCCCUUCAGAUGAAAUGAUUUUAUCUUCAGCUUUAAAACAUAAUGAAUCGGAUUUACUGGUCAAGCUAGUUGAAGAAGGAGAAAAAUUUCCUUUCGAAAUUCAGGAAAUGGAACUACUUGUUGAGAAACUAGACCAAUUAAAGUCUUAUCAGAGUAAAGCAAGAUCGUUGAUGAAUCAGGAACUCACUUAUGACAUAUGCUUAAAUAUGGUUACUGAAGGUAAAGAGCUUCAGAUUGAAACCCCCGAAUUAGAGUUUUUUGAGAAGCAAUUAUCUAGUACAGCUUGGACAAAACAGUUUCAAGAAAUUUUUGGUAGAGAAGAUUUUACUUUAGAAGAACUAGUUGAUUUAAUCAAUCGAGGAAACGAGAUUGGGAUACCCCCCGAAAGUGAAGAAAUGGCCCAAGCUUUAUAUAUAAAAGAGAAAUCCGAACGGUGGAAUAAACAGGCCGAAACUUUUUUAAGUCAAGAAACUACGACAACUCAAAAGUUGGUGGGAUUAAAAGAAGAAGCAAAGCAGUUAUGUGUGGAUAAACAGUUAUUUGAUAAUCUUAAUGAUGUUUUAUUAAAAUCUGUAUCAUCUCAUGACCGGUUAGUUUCUCUGAUAACACGUUCUCAGAAUGCCGAGUUCGAGAAACGACCUACUAUUGAUGAGGCAAGGAAUGUCUUGACCGAAGCGGAAGCUCUUUCAAGUAAACCCGAGGAAUUUAUUACAGCUCAAAAACUCGUAACGAAAACACUUGAAUGGGUUCGCCGUGGUAAACGCUUCUUUGGUAAAGCAAACGCUCCACUAGAGAUUUUCAGUCAACAUCUCGAAUUUGUUGAGGAGAAAGACUCAAGCGCAAUGAUUGAUGAAGGUUCAAAUGCUCAUUUGCAUGUUGGUAAUGAGUAUUACAUUAUAGCUGGAUCUAAUCCAGCUGAUUUCCAUUACUGUUUUUGUAGAUUACCCGAGUCCGGUAUGAUGAUUGAAUGUGAAGUUUGUCAUGAAUGGUAUCACGCCAAAUGCAUGAAAAUGUCCAAGAAGAAACUUCGAGCAAAUGAAAAAUUUAUCUGUCCUAUCUGCGAUUAUCGUGUCGAAAUACCUCGUCAUUCCCAUCGACCUCCGUUGAUUGAGCUUCAACAAAUGGUUUCGGACAUCCCUAAUCUUCCUUUUCAACCUGCAGAAGUGAGUUUACUAAAACAAGUCGUGAAUGAGGCCGUAAACUUUCGUGAUCAUAUACAGAACACCAUUCAGGAUCCCUCGAGACUUUCUUUUGAGGACAUUCCUCUAAUCCGGUUCUUUUUGCGAAAAUUAGAGGGAGUGGAAAUUCUGUUUACAGAGGAAAUAAAUGUUUUCCGACAAAAAUUACAUGAGUUAUUGCCAAUUGCACCCCUUCCUCCUCCGUUUAUUGGUGAGAGUAGGUCUAACAGAAAACCGCGCCCCACAAAGCGUCAGCGAGAAAUUAUGGAGCAGGUUGAAAGUGGAAAAUUAACCUCUGCCGAGGGUGCUGCCGCGAUUGCUGCUACCCAAAUACGAAAUCAAAACAACUCUGCUACACGACUUCAGAAUGUUCAUACAUUGAGUACCACCUUAUCACCAUGGGCUAUGAAAAGUUUAGCUGAAGCUGUUUUAAGUCCCGCACCUUUACCAACAGCUGAUACGCUUGUUCAUGCGCCAAAAAUGACAAAUCCCCCAGAUAUCGCUGAAUUUACUGAUUUCAAUUUCGUUGAUAAUCCUCAAAUUCCAGUCACAUCAACGUCGAUUAGUGAGGAUCACAACUCUACUGCUGUUUGUCUGUGUAAGCAACCUUUUGCUAUUUCGGAUGGAAUGGUACAAUGCCACAGUUGUUCCGAAUGGUAUCAUUACGAUUGCGUCGGUCUCUCCUCGGAAAUAGUAAGUACUUUAUCGACUUAUACAUGUCCUGACUGCUGCAACAAGCAGGGAAAACUGUAUCCAUUUAAUACGCGUCCUCGUUCUGUACCCUCUUUAUAUGCAUCCCAGACAUAUCCUCCUAGUGUCCUUCAGGGAACAACUGAGAACGUUGCCAUUUUGAACAAAGCAUUUACUACUUCUGCAAAUCUGUUUGAUAUGUUAACACCCAUGGAUACAACAUCGUACAACUCAAAGGUUGAUUAUUUGAUUGAGGAUAAAAAGCCAGAUCUUUUCACGGAAACUUACCUUAGCAUGUAG
Molecule: messenger RNA, 4587 nt
Organism: Schizosaccharomyces cryophilus OY26
Lineage: Eukaryota; Fungi; Ascomycota; Schizosaccharomycetes; Schizosaccharomycetales; Schizosaccharomycetaceae
Product: multi-copy suppressor-Chk1
Exons: 2
Coding region: 1-4587 (1528 amino acids)
Biological process (GO): chromatin remodeling
Cellular component (GO): nucleus
Molecular function (GO): histone demethylase activity
Source: RefSeq, a predicted model, not a curated record